GUAUGCUCUACUUAUAUUUGAGUUAUUUAUCAACAACAUAUUCAUAGAAACACUAUGAAGAUCCAUAUUUUGUUGGUCAUUACUUCCUUAACCUUUGGUUUCCAUGAGAAAGUUGUUUCAAGUCCAAGCACUGGCCCAUAUAAUGCAAUCUUCAAUUUUGGUGAUUCUUUAAGUGACACUGGCAAUUUUCUUGCUUCUGGAGCCUUGUCAUACCCAGUCAUAGGAAAGCUUCCUUAUGGUCAAACCUUCUUUAAUCGUUCAACCGGCCGUUGCUCAGAUGGACGACUAGUAAUUGAUUUCAUAGCUGAGGCAUAUAAGUUGCCAUAUUUACCACCCUAUCUGGCAUUAACCAAAGACCAAAAUAUCCAUCCUGGAGUAAAUUUUGCCGUUGCUGGAGCCACAGCACUUGAUACAAAAUUCUUCAUUGCAGCCGGGCUUGGAAAAUUUCUUUGGACAAAUAAUUCAUUGAACAUUCAGCUUGGCUGGUUUAAGAAACUUAAACCCUCCCUUUGCACCACUAAACUAGAUUGUGAUAGGUACUUCCAACGCUCUCUCUUUCUGGUGGGGGAGAUUGGUGGUAAUGAUUAUAACUACGCUGCCAUUGCCGGAAAUAUCACUCAACUUCAAGCAACCGUUCCUCCUGUUGUUGAAGCGAUAAAAACGGCCAUCAAUGAAUUGAUCGCUGAAGGAGCAAGGGAGCUGUUGGUGCCGGGGAAUUUGCCAAUUGGGUGCUCUGCGCUAUACCUGACUUUAUACAGAAGCGGGAACAAGGAGGACUAUGAUGGAAAUGGAUGCUUGAAAUCUUUCAAUGGUUUUGCAGAGUACCAUAACAAGGAGCUCAAGCUAGCUCUGAAGACACUAAGGCAAAACAAUCCUCAUGCAAGGAUACUGUAUGCAGAUUAUUAUGGCGCUGCCAAACGGUUCUUCCAUGCACCAGGACACUAUGAAAUUUAUUUGCCAGGGGUUUCUAGUGGGGCGUUGAGAGCAUGCUGUGGAGCAGCUGGGCCAUACAACUUCAAUAUAUCAGCAAGGUGUGGUCACAUUGGUUCAAAGGUAUGUGCAGAUCCAUCGACACAUGCAAACUGGGAUGGAAUUCAUUUGACAGAAGCAGCAUAUAGGUACAUCGCCAAAGGUCUAAUUUACGGUCCAUUCUCAUAUCCUCCCCUCAAGACCUCUCUCUACAAGAUACCCUAGUCUUCAUAGCACCACCAAAAAAUCUCUCACAAUUACCUCCUAAAUAAUAAAUGUUCACUUGUUUGUAGCAUAAGUAUUGUCUGAAUUCCUAUAAAGGGUCUUUCUUCCUUCUUAUGUUAACAAAAUUAAUGAGUCACAUUCAAAGCAUGCAGGACCUGCACUUUCAAUAGCAAUUCUUUGUUGACUCACUGUCAACUGCACCAUUGACUUCGGCUCUUCUCUAUGUUUGGAUGGUGAAUUCAGGGACCAAAGAAAUUGAGAUGACAGUUAGAUUGCUUGAUGCAGAUCGUGUUCGGUUGUGUUAAGAAUCUUGAGAUUUGAGUUUGCUUGUACUCUCAUAAAUUUUGUUAAAAUAUACAUGUCUGAUUAUUAAUAGAUAAAUGUGACAUUGUUCCAAAA
Messenger RNA from Vigna unguiculata (cowpea), 1593 nucleotides. RefSeq names its product GDSL esterase/lipase At5g45910-like. Lineage: Eukaryota; Viridiplantae; Streptophyta; Magnoliopsida; Fabales; Fabaceae. Gene Ontology annotation, molecular function: hydrolase activity, acting on ester bonds. The record is from RefSeq and is a predicted model, not a curated record.